This is a messenger RNA of Drosophila obscura, 1877 nucleotides long. RefSeq names its product adenosine deaminase 2 (gene Adgf-A2). The transcript has 3 exons. NCBI's taxonomy places the organism in Eukaryota, Metazoa, Arthropoda, Insecta, Diptera, Drosophilidae. Gene Ontology annotation, molecular function: adenosine deaminase activity. Bases 87 to 1799 code for a protein of 570 amino acids. Gene Ontology annotation, biological process: inosine biosynthetic process; adenosine catabolic process. The record is from RefSeq and is a predicted model, not a curated record.
AUCUGUCAUUCGGUUUUGGAUUAAUACCCUUUUGGAGCAAACGAAACAAAGUUUCAGCAAAAUUUAAGCCAAAAUUGAAAGUUUAAAUGGCCAGCAAAGGAUUAUCGCAGAGUCAGGGCAAUGGCCGUGCCAGUGCCACUCCCCUGCCGGCGAGAGUGAUCCGGCUGGACGUUGCGGGCCACUUGAAUGGCAGCCCACAGCUCAGCCGCAGCACACUCAAGUACGACACCGUUUGCCUGAACGUUGCCAUUUCGCUGGCCCUGUUUGCCACAUGCAGCAUGAUGGUGGUGGCUGCGAUGCUCUGGCUGGCGCCGCUCAAAGACUUCCAGGCCACGCCCGCGGAGCUGAUGGCCCGCAAGCAUCGCAGCAUUGUGGCCAAGGAGCAACGGCUGCGGCUGGGUGGCAAGCUGCAUCUGAGUCCCCUCGAGGAGGUGGCCAAUGCGCGGCUGCUCGAGCAGCUGGACGCGGAGGUGCAACGCCUGUGGGUGAACUACUCGAUGAACACGCCGCCGUUCCUCAGGCACCACAAGAUCAGUGAGACGGAUCUGUACGGGAUGCUGAGGAGCAUGCCCAAGGGCGGGCUGCUGCACAUCCACGACGCUGGCAUGAUGCAACUGGACGUUCUCAUCGAGCUGUCGUACCGCGACGACCUGUGGGUCUGUGUCGGCCUGGAUAACGUCUUCGAGAACUUUCGCAUCUCCAGCGUCUAUCCCCACAUGCCGCCGCCGUCGUCGGACGACGCCAACUGCAUCUGGAUGCUGAUGAGCAACUUCCACACGUUCGAGUGGCACGACCGCUACGAGCAGCAGCUGCGCGAUAGCUUCACCAUCCGGGAGGGCGGCUACAAGAACGCGUCAGAGAUGGCACGUCACAUGCGGCGCAGCCAACGCCUCAUCCACGGCCUGGUCACGUUCCACACGCUCUGGUCGAGCUUCCUGUUCCGCAUGCUCGAGGAUUUCCACAAGGAUGGCGUGCAGUAUGUGGAGCUGCGCUCCUCCCUGCCACUUUUGUACGACCUGAAGGGCACCAACUUCACCAUUCUGGACACCGUCAAUGCGAUCGUUACCAUCACGCGCCUGUUCAAGUCCACCUACGGCAGCUUCAUUGGCGUCAAGCUCAUCUAUGCGCCGGCCAGGGACCGCAACGACAGCCACAUGGAUCAGUACGUGGCAAAUGCCCGCCUGCUGAAGAGCCAUUUUCCCGAUCUGUUUGCGGGCCUCGAUCUGAACACCUUCGGGGACGAGUGCCAGCUGCCGGGACUGGGCGAGGCCACACAGCUGCUGCACAUUGGCAAGGAUAUCGACUUUUACUUCCGGGCGGGCGAGUCCCGCUGCCCGGACAUGACCAAGCCGCAUGCGAAUCUCAUCGAUGCCAUGCUGCUGGGCAGCAAGCGGAUCGGGCAUGCCCUCAAUCUGCCCCUGCAUCCGGACAUCCUGCGCACCAUGCGCCACAUGCAGGUCGCCGUCGAGGUGUGUCCGCUCUCCAAUCAUUAUUUGCAGUAUGUGCAAGAUUUCCGCCAGCAUCCGGCUGCGUAUUUGCUGGCCGCCGGCUAUCCCAUUGUCCUGGGCUCCGAUUAUCCACGUUUCUGGAACGCAGCGCCCCUCACCGACGACUUCUAUGUGGCCUUUGUGGGCAUUGUCAUUGGGGAGGGCAAUCUGCGGCUGCUCAAGCAGCUGGCCCUCAACUCCUUCCUGUACAGCUCCCUGAGCUGCGCGGAGCGCACGGCGGCCAUUGACCAGUGGAGUUGCAGCUGGAACAACUGGAUCACAGAGUUUGUCAACCAGACGCUGACAUUGUGACAAAAAGAAAUUACCCCGUGAUCCAUGGCGAGGGGGAACAUGACGUGUGUUGGGUGUUGGCCUUGGGCUUUGGGCUUU